This is a messenger RNA of Euleptes europaea (tarantolino), 700 nucleotides long. It is a transcript of the gene MOB1B, whose product is annotated as MOB kinase activator 1B. The record is from RefSeq and is a predicted model, not a curated record. The transcript is spliced from 6 exons. Gene Ontology annotation, cellular component: cytoplasm; nucleus. The coding region runs from base 11 to 661 and encodes 216 amino acids. Gene Ontology annotation, biological process: hippo signaling; positive regulation of protein phosphorylation. NCBI's taxonomy places the organism in Eukaryota, Metazoa, Chordata, Lepidosauria, Squamata, Sphaerodactylidae. Gene Ontology annotation, molecular function: protein kinase activator activity.
CGCCGCCGCCAUGAGCUUCUUGUUCGGUAGCCGCUCUUCUAAAACCUUUAAACCAAAAAAGAAUAUUCCUGAAGGGUCCCACCAAUAUGAGCUGCUGAAGCAUGCAGAGGCCACACUUGGGAGUGGUAACCUGCGGAUGGCUGUCAUGCUACCUGAGGGUGAAGACCUGAAUGAAUGGGUUGCAGUUAACACUGUGGACUUCUUCAACCAGAUCAACAUGCUUUACGGAACGAUUACAGAUUUCUGCACAGAGGAGAGCUGCCCGGUGAUGUCUGCAGGUCCAAAGUAUGAGUACCACUGGGCAGAUGGAACAAACAUAAAGAAGCCAAUCAAGUGCUCCGCACCAAAGUACAUCGAUUACCUUAUGACCUGGGUUCAAGAUCAACUGGACGACGAGACGCUAUUUCCAUCCAAAAUAGGUGUUCCUUUCCCAAAGAACUUCAUGUCAGUAGCUAAGACCAUCCUCAAGCGUCUCUUCAGAGUUUACGCUCACAUCUAUCACCAGCACUUUGAUCCCGUCAUCCAGCUGCAAGAAGAGGCACAUCUGAACACAUCUUUCAAGCACUUUAUUUUUUUUGUUCAGGAAUUUAACCUUAUAGACAGAAGAGAACUCGCCCCACUUCAAGAACUGAUUGAAAAACUCACUUCGAAGGACAGAUAAGCAGAACUUGGAUUUGUACAAAUCACUUUCUUUCUUUAA